UUAGAGUACGAUGAAUGUUAUGUUGGCAGGCGUUUAUUGAAGAAAAGGAUACUAUUUUUGUGAACUGCGAGAAGAAUGUGACAACGAGUUAUAAUUCAUCUUCUAAAGACUUACGUGCCAAUAUAUAGAAAAUAGUAUCGUACAAACCGGCCAGUUGCUUUGGGUCAGUCCGACACUGAACUCUGAACUCAAGUCUCAACUGAUGAUGCCGAUGACGGAGAAGUGAUAGUUUUAAGAAUCGUCUGCAAUAUUCAAGAAACCAGUUCAAUAUUAUCGAUUUUCAUUUUCACGAGAACAUGUGCAAUGUCGUUAAGACUUUAGGAAACAUGAAUUAACGUAGGCAAUUUACGUUCAUGAAGUUUUUUUUUUACCUUUACUGGACCAUGAUGAUCACCAUGCUGAACCUGAAGUGAACUGAAAUCAUCAUCAAAUCCCAAAUCCAAAUACUUUAAACCAUCGCAUGAAAUAGUCUGAUAUCAUCAUCAUGCUGUAUUAAUAAUUGAUUUUUUCCUGUUUGACUAAUAAGAUAAAAUUCUGCCUUGGCAAGUUUACCCAUCACAGUGACCCCGUAAUUAAAUUGGACACACAUAAAAUUUUAUGAUAAAACACAAGAUAAUUAAUAUCUUAAAAAGUGUGUAAUAAUAAUUAACAUUUUAAAAUCAUAACAAUGUCUUUAACAGUGGCUCUGACAGGCUUUGUCUGUAUUUGUUUCUAUGGAAUUGUGAAAUUUUUAAAUCUAGCUAGUACCUGCUCACUCCCUGAUCUGUAUGCAAAAGAUAAAACCUCAACAUUUGUAAGCACGAUAUUGGCAUCAUGUCCCAUACUAAUGGAAGCGUAUAUGCCUCCUCUAUUAUGGGGUAAGAGUGGUCAUCUCCAAACCAUUAUCUAUGCUAAAAUGGGACGAGUAAAAUCGCCUCUACCCCAAGGAGAAAGAAUAGAAAAGAUCAUGGCUGAUCAAGCUACCAUGUCAUUUGAUGUAUUUCAACCACAGAGUGUUCAUCCUACAGAAAAAGAUUUUACCCUUGCUGUAUGUCCAGGUAUAGCUAACAGUAGUGAAAGUUUAUACAUUCGUACAUUGGUAGACCAUGCACAGAAAAAUGGCUACAGGGUGGCUGUAUUGAACCAUCUUGGUGCCUUGAGAUAUGUUCGGUUGACAGCACCUAGAAUAUUUAAUUAUGGAGAAACCGGUGAAUAUAAUAGUAUGAUAGAUGAGAUAAUUAGAUUAUAUCCUAAUACGACUAUAAUAGCUGUGGGCUGUAGUAUGGGAGCUAAUAUUGUAUUAAAAUAUCUUGGAGAAGAUAAAAGUCAUGAGAAAAAAGUAAUCGGUGCUUUGUCUUUAUGUCAGGGAUAUGAUGCUAACGAUGCCAAGCCUUUAUUACUGAGUUGGGAAUCAGGAAGAAGAAUGUACAGUUAUUUUAUGGCAGUUAAUCUCAGGAAUCUUAUUAAACACCACAAAGAUAUUCUACUAGGAAAAGAAGCUAUAGCUAGAUAUGGGCCAUUUGAUGAAGAUGCUAUCUAUGCCUCUUCAUCUCUCUUAGAUAUUGAUGUAUCUUAUAGCCUAAAAACAGCUGAAUUUAGAAACUAUCAAGAAUAUUAUCAUUGGGCAAGUUGUAAACAAUAUCUGAAAGGAAUUGAGAUACCAUUAAUUAUUUUAAAUGCUAAAGAUGACCCUAUUGUUCCACCAGUAUUAUAUGAGACGGCAAAGAAAUAUGUUGAAUCAAGAGAUAAUUGUAUAUUUUUGACAACGGAUCAUGGUGGCCAUCUUGGAUAUUUUGAAGGAGGAAUAUUAACGCCUAAUACUAUAACAUGGUUAGAUAGAGCUGUGGUGGAGUUUUCACAUGCUCUCUGUCAAAUACAUUUAAAAAAUCAUAUAUAACAAUUAUAUAGGUCCCAACUAGGUCCCAACUAUGUCUUCACAAGUUGAUUUACAAAUCAUGAUUUUGCUUAUCUCCAAUUACAGAUCUGACAGUCUGUAUUUUUAAUUUCUUCAAUUUCUCAAAAUAAAACAUCUAAUGUAAGGGAUACUGUUAUUAUUUUAUAAAAGCAACUGGCGUUCAGUCUUUGUACAGAGCUAAAACAUCCUAUAUUAUUGCCAUCUAUUGAACCUCAGUAACAUAUAUAUAUUUGUUUAGAUCAGACAACGUAAUUGAGUGAUAAACAAUGGGAAUUGUUUGGGAAUACAUCAGGUAUUGGAGUUUUAAAAAAUUGUGAAAAUAAAGCAUUUUAGUAUUUGUAGCUCAUAAAUGUAUAGAAAAUCUGAGAGAAAUUUUGACCCAUUGUGCUGGUUGAAGAAAAAAUAAAUACAAUCAUUGAUAGUAUAACCUGUAUAAUUUAUGAUGUAAAACGCACAAGAAAAAUGAUGAUUUGUAUUUAAUGUGAUGGAGACUAUAGAUAACUAUAUAUUAUAUAUAUCUGUGAUGGAGAAUAAUGUGUCUUUCAAUCUCUUUAACUGUUUCUGUCCAGUUCUCUUAUUGAUAAUAAUAUAGAAAAUUUUUAAUAUAUUAUUUUACCAAUCCGAGACGGUUGCCAAAAUUUUAUUGCCUCUACUUUAUUUCUUUAAUUUCAUUGACUGUGGGUUGAGUAUUCGUUGACUAUGGUACUUUAUUUUAUGAAAUGCAGUAAGUAAAAUAGAGAUUCUUUUAUUUUCUUAUUACUCUUUAUUAUCCACUUGUAAAUUAUUACAUUUCUUCCUACAUGCAGAAUAUUGCGAUUUUUAAAAAUUAUUUUUUCUUUGUUACUGAUUAUAUUAAAUUUAUGUUAUGUAAUUUUUAAUAUAUUAAAGCUAUGUUCUGUAAAGUUUAUCUUUAUUUGCUUGAAGGAGAAACAAACUCCUGACUGUAUGAAGUUAAUCACCUUAUACUUUUAAUGUUGAUGUAUAAAUUAUAGUUUAUGUUAAGUAAUUUUUAUACGCCCACAUUGAAAUGUGGUCGUAUAUUGUCGUCGCCCCCAUCUGUGCAGCGUCCUGGACGCUCUAGAGGCUAAAGUUAAUAUCCGAUUGACUUUAAAUUUAUACACACAGUGUUUAAGGUCAUGAGACAAAGAAGCCUAUUGAUUUUCACCGUUUUCUGAUAAUUACUGCCAGAGUUAUGACCCUUGAUCACUUUGAAAAAUCUUGUGGACGCUCUAGAGACUAAAGUUAUAUCCGAUUGACUUGUUUCUCUUAAUCAGAUUUUAGUGUAUUAUAAAUGUUUCAUUACCGACAAAAGUAAAAAUAUGCAACAACUCUUGUUGACUGCCCGUACAAUUUAGCUGCUGUCACAAUUUUUAUCCGAUUUUGUUGAAACUUGAAAUGUAAGUCUAUAACCCAAAGAUCUCGGUUCUUUUCGAUAUUCGCGCAUAUCGGACCGUAAUUUCCUGAAUUAUGGCCCCUGAUUGUACGAAAAAUCGCAUUUUUAGCUUGUGGACCCUAUAGAGGUCAUAAUUUUUAUCCGAUUUAAAAAAAACGUAUUAUUAUAUCACCGUUACACCCUAAGGACGACUGAGUUUGAAUUUCGUGAAAAUCGGCCCAAAAUGGCCGCCGUUCGUUCUGGAAUAGCAUAAGAAUAUGUUAUAUCAAGUUUGUGGACCCUAUAGAGGUCACAAUUUUUAUCCGAUUUUGUUGAAACUUGAAAUGUAAGUUUAUAACCCAAAGAUCUUGGUUCCUUUCGAUAUUCGCACAUAUCGGACCGUAACUUCCUGAAUUAUGGCCCCUGAUUGUACGAAAAAUUGCGUUUUUAGCUAGUGGAUCCUAUAGAGGUCAUAAUUUUUAUCCGAUUUAAAAAAACGUAUUAUUAUAUCACCGUUACACCCUGAGGACGAUUGAGUUCGAAUUUCGUGAAAAUCGGCCCAAAAUUGACAGACAAAAUGGCUGCUGUUCGUUCAGUUGCUUUCGAUAUAUGCGCAUAUUGAAUUGUAAUUUCCUGAAUUAUGGCCCUUGAUAGUAGGAAAAAUCACUUUCUUGUUAGCUUGUUCUCUAGCCAUCUCUCGAAAAUGUGGGCGUAUCCUGCCUGGCAGCCGCUGGUUAUACUAGCACAGACAACUUUACUGCUGGUGGGCAUAUUGUGGGACAAACAAUCCCCAAUGUAUGUUGAAAUGGGUUGAAGUUAUUGAUUUUGAUAUUAUUUUGUGUUUGCUUAAAGACAAAACACUCACAUAUUUUAAAAGUCAAUUAUGUGUACAUGUACUAUAUUAAUGUAAAGAUGUGUUAUUAUAUAAUUAAGAACAUCUGAUAACAAAAAAAGAGCUUCAUGAAGACUGGUCUCCCCAGUACAAAAAAUAUAACACAAUUAUUAUUACUGUGUUUUUCUAAGAGAGAUAAAGAUGAUGUGAUAUAAAUCAAUGUAAACUUUAAACUUAGCAUAAUUUAAAUUAGAAUUAAUCAAUUUUGAUUGUGCAUGACAUGUUGGGCUUUAUAUACACAAGUAUAAUUCUGCAGAAUGUGAUGUUCCUAAUGUUAAAAAUAGUAGGUAGUAUUAGACUCUUAGACUUUUGCUCUAAGUAUGUUCAGAAAUUCAGUUAGUUGGAUAAAUAUAUAAUAAAGUUUGGGUUAUUCAUUAAAUGUAUUUAGAAAAAAUGAUAUGUUUGUGUGAUACAGCUAGAUAGGGUAUUUAGAAGAAGAGUUAGUUUGUGUAAAAUGCUAGGGUAUUUAUUUUUCUAUGUUUCAAUGUUGAUCAUAAAUGAACUAUAUGCAAUUACUGUUUGAGGUAAAUUUUGUCAUAGUAUUUUAGCUAUACAUGUGACAUAUAUUAUAUUUUUAUAGUAUUAAUUUAAUUACCAGUAUAUAUUGAGAAUAGAUAUUAGAGUUGUGCCUGGUCUGAUUUUAGUCAAUAUAAUUCUGUAUACAUAAUAUACAUUUUUCUAUGCAUAAAUUAUUCUUGUUUCCAUAGAUAAUAAAAUGUCUUCCUUAUAGAAUAUUAAUGUUACAGCAAAGCAGAUUGCUCAUAAAUGAACUUUUAAUAAGACUGUUUUAAGCGAAUCCAAGCACCAAAAAAAAAAAAAUGCAUAAAGAA
Patella vulgata (common limpet) is the source of this 4988-nucleotide messenger RNA. RefSeq names its product monoacylglycerol lipase ABHD2. Gene Ontology annotation, biological process: acylglycerol catabolic process; medium-chain fatty acid catabolic process; sperm capacitation. Lineage: Eukaryota; Metazoa; Mollusca; Gastropoda; Patellidae. The coding region runs from base 668 to 1876 and encodes 402 amino acids. Gene Ontology annotation, cellular component: sperm flagellum; sperm plasma membrane. The transcript has 8 exons. Gene Ontology annotation, molecular function: monoacylglycerol lipase activity; acetylesterase activity. The record is from RefSeq and is a predicted model, not a curated record.